Solea solea (common sole) is the source of this 1874-nucleotide messenger RNA. RefSeq names its product cysteine-rich with EGF-like domains 2 (gene creld2). Bases 407 to 1492 code for a protein of 361 amino acids. Lineage: Eukaryota; Metazoa; Chordata; Actinopteri; Pleuronectiformes; Soleidae. The record is from RefSeq and is a predicted model, not a curated record. Gene Ontology annotation, molecular function: calcium ion binding. The transcript is spliced from 10 exons.
UGAAUAUGUUAUUUAAAUUAUAUCGAAUAUUUACCCUGAAAGGAAAAAAAGAAAACAUAUUUAAAAUACUAUUUCUGUGUUUCCUGAAUUUUCCACGUGCGGAAGGACCUUCUUUGUCCCGCGCGUGGCGGAUUGUGACUUGUUAAAAAAAUGAUUGACACGAGAUGAGAGCCAAUCAAUGGAAGCCACAAUUGGAACCAGAAGCUGACGCGGAAAAUUGCAACUGAAAGGUUUUUUUUAGCCAACCGGCAUGUAAAUACUACUUUAUUGCGCUUUGCAUAGAUAACGCUUACUUAGAUUUAAUGGUAAAAACGGUCCGCGUAGAUGUGUCCGAACCGUGCAGCUCUACGAAGUCAGUAGGCAGCGUGUGUCCUGUGUGAAAGUGGGUCUUAAGUGAUUGGGAGAGAUGCUGUCCACCAGUUCAGACCAGCGGCUAAUGCGGCUUUUGUCUUGUAUAACUCUUUUUUUACUUUUUCAAAUCGCCAACGCCAAAGGGGAUUUAAAAGGCGCUUGCAACACCUGCAAGCAAAUUACUGAUAACUUCAUCAAGGGCUUCGAUAGGACAGUAAAGCAGAACUUUGGCGGUGGAAACACAGCCUGGGAGGAGAGGACACUGUCCAAGUAUGAGACAAGUGAGAUUCGUCUGAUGGAGAUCAUAGAGGGGCUGUGUGAGAGCAGCAGCUUUGAGUGCAACCGCAUGGUAGAGGAGCAUGAAGAGCAUUUUGAGACCUGGUGGUUCAAGAGGAAAACAAAACAUCCUGAUCUUCACAAGUGGUUCUGCAUUGAAACUAUCAAAGUAUGCUGCCCAAAGGGAACGUUUGGACCUGACUGUAAUGCCUGUGUAGGGGGCUCUGAGAGACCCUGUCACGGAAACGGAAUGUGUGAUGGCGAAGGGACUCGGGGAGGGGACGGGAAGUGCAGCUGCAACCACGGUUAUAAAGGGGAGUUCUGCCUCGACUGCACUGACGGCUACUUCAAUGAAGUGAGGAAUGACACCCUCUCCCUUUGCACAGAAUGCCACUCUUCUUGCAAGACCUGCUCUGGAGCAACCAACCAGGACUGUGAUGAGUGCAAGGAGGGCUGGGAGGAGGAUGACCAGGAAACUUGUGUCGAUGUGAACGAGUGCUCCACAGACACUUCUCCAUGUCAAGAAGAUCAAUACUGUCUCAACACAGAAGGCUCCUACUCCUGCAAGGCUUGUGACAAAGUUUGCUCUGGCUGCACGGGAGCAGGUGCUGACAAAUGCCAGGCUUGUGCCAGUGGGUACCACGAGGUAGAGGGCGCCUGCACGGAUGUCAACGAGUGUUCCCAGUCAGAGUCUGUGUGCACAAAGGACCACGAGGAGUGUUUCAACACGAAAGGCAGCUACGUGUGCAUCUGUUCAAGUGGCUACGAGGAGAAGGACGGCGAGUGUGUUCUUAUACCACAACCAGAAAAAGCAGAGGAGACGGAAACGGAGGAGACCACCGCAAGUCCUCAUGGGGAGCUUUGACGUCAAAACUGGGACCACUAGAAGCAAAUUACGACAGAGCUGAUCUUUUCUGAAAUCGUCAACUAUGCGCACUUACCUACCAGCUGCACUUACAACUCACUUAAGCUGCCAUGACGGCCGUGGAUCAUGGAUUUGAGGACACACACAAAAAAAGAGACAUUUUAUGCUCGUAGUACGCUGGUUGUUGUUGUUGCUUCUCUCUGUGCAAACCACCACUUGUGUUCUUUAUUUGUUGUCUGGUUUUAAAGUUACAAGGUGUUUCAAUAAAGGUGAAUAAUGUUUUAAGAUAAACCCAUGUCAACAAAAUGUGCAUACGCUUAUUUAUUCCAAGACAGAUGGAUUUAUUUUUGGGUCACCCAAUAAAUGUGCUGAAUAAUUUCCA